Molecule: messenger RNA, 1227 nt
Organism: Cucurbita moschata (crookneck pumpkin)
Lineage: Eukaryota; Viridiplantae; Streptophyta; Magnoliopsida; Cucurbitales; Cucurbitaceae
Product: glutathione S-transferase DHAR3, chloroplastic
Exons: 6
Coding region: 131-961 (276 amino acids)
Biological process (GO): ascorbate glutathione cycle; protein glutathionylation; cellular oxidant detoxification
Molecular function (GO): glutathione dehydrogenase (ascorbate) activity
Source: RefSeq, a predicted model, not a curated record
AACGUUCAUUCGCAGAAAUUCAAACCUCAUCUCCAACCCCCCUUCGCUCUAUCACACGAUCACUAUCAAAAUUCAAAUCACUCUCCAUUGCGAGAAUUCCAAGCUAAGAAAGAGCUAGAAUUUCACUGCAAUGGCGACGCUAAUGUCGGGCUCCAGAGUUCAACCAGCAGCUUGUGUUGUUCUUUCCUCCUCCAUCAAGCACCAUCUGGGUUUUAAUUCCCUUCGUCGUUCCAAUUGCUCCUUCUCUCAUUUUCACCAUUCCUCCUUCUCCUUCAGGCGCUCUGGAGCUAGACGAGCUCUCUCUGUUUCCAUGUCCGUUAGCCCUCUUGAAGCCUGUGUUAAAGCUUCCAUUACCGUUCCCAACAAGCUCGGCGACUGCCCUUUUUGCCAAAGAGUAUUACUGACUUUGGAGGAAAAGCGUCUACCCUAUGACCUAAAGUUGGUAGACCUGUCAAACAAGCCAGAAUGGUUCUUAGAAAUAAGUUCAGAGGGGAAAGUUCCCGUUGUUAAAUUUGAUGAACAGUGGGUUGCAGAUUCAGAUGUUAUAACACAAACACUGGAAGAGAAGUACCCAAACCCACCUUUAGCGACCCCUCCCGAUAAAUCUUCAGUAGGAUCAAAGAUUUUCUCCACGUUUAUUGCUUUUCUAAAGAGCAAGGAUCCUAAUGAUGGAACAGAACAAGCAUUACUUAGCGAGCUGAGUUCUUUCGAUUCUCACAUCAAAGAGAAUGGCCCUUUUAUCAAUGGGAAAGAGAUUUCUGCAGCAGACCUGUCACUUGGUCCAAAGUUGUACCAUUUAGAAAUUGCAUUGGGUCACUAUAAGAACUGGUCAGUCCCAGACAGCCUACCCUACGUUAAGUCUUACAUGAAGCAGAGCAUAUUUUCAAGAGAAUCAUUUGCAAAAACUCGUGCCCUUCCUGAGGAUGUUAUUGCUGGUUGGCGUCCAAAGGUCUUAGGUUAAUAUCUUUUCUAGGCUGCUGAUUCGUCUUGAUAUGAGAUUCCACUGCCCUGCAUCUCUUCUAAGGCAGGCACCGUAGUCAUCAAAAUGAGUGCUUUUCUGCUGCUUCAUAUCACACUCAAAAGCUGUUUAGUAGGAAAUGUUAGAACACUAUGCUUAUGUCCAAUACAUCUUGUAAAUUUAACUUUUGGCAUGGUCGACUUAUGAUUGUUUGUUCGUUAUUUUAUUUGUUUAUGUUAUAUAUUGUUGUUAUUUGUUGCGUGGAAUUA